AUGUGUUGUGAGCUGCUAUUUAUAGUGCAAGAGUCAGCAGCUCUCAUGCAUCUGCCACAAUUUCAAUCGUUAAUCAAUCGUUUUCAGGAGCCUCCAAUUAUUCCUGUGACGUUCUUGACUGCCAAGUCGUUUGCCAAGCUGCAGGGUUAUGAGGGGAUGAACUCCCUGAAUGUGUCUUUCUCCUUCAGAACUUACGAGGAAGAUGGACUUUUGCUGUACCACAAGUUUACGUCCAAGGGAUUUGUGAAGUUGUACUUGGAGAAAGGUAAGAUCAAAGUGGAGAUAGUGUCGGACAACGGACCCAAGGCGAUCCUGGAUAACUACAAUGAGAGGUUCAAUGACGGACGGUGGCACACGGCUAUGUUGACGAUCUCCACCAACACUCUGGUUCUGACUGUGGACAACCGGCCAAUGAGAACUACCAGGCUACUCAACAUGCAAACUGGAUCUGUCUACAUGAUUGGAGGCGGAGUUUAUGGAGUUCCUGGGUUCGUCGGUUGUAUGAGACUCAUCAGCAUUGACGGCAACUACAAACUGCCCACUGACUGGAAAGAAGACGAAUACUGCUGCAAGGGCGAAGUAGUGUUUGACACCUGUCAGAUGUUGGACCGUUGCAACCCCAACCCAUGUCAACACGGAGGUGUUUGUCAUCAGAGUUCAUCGGAGUUCAACUGCGACUGCUCCGGCACUGGGUACUCUGGUGCUGUGUGCCACACUUCUUUGAACCCGUUGUCGUGCGAGGCAUAUAAGAACGCAGCUGCUGUAGGACAGAGAGCCCAUGUGAAGAUAGAUGUUGACGGAAGCGGCCCACUCAAACCCUUCCCUGUCACCUGCGAGUACUAUGCUGACGGCCGCAUAGUGACUAUGCUACAUCACAGCAAUGAAGACGAGACCCCAGUAGACGGCUUCCAGGAGCCGGGCAGCUUCAUGCAGAACAUUGUGUACGACGCCAAUGCCGACCAGAUUGAAGCCCUCAUCAACAGAUCUUCAUCGUGUUGGCAACGCAUUUCCUACACCUGCAGGAACUCUCGUCUGUUUAACUCUCCCUCUUCUCCAGAUCAGCUGUUCCAGCCGUUCUCAUGGUGGGUGAGUCGUCAUAAUCAGAAGAUGGACUACUGGGGAGGAAGUAUCCCAGGCUCUCGCAAAUGUUACUGUGGCAUCAUGGGAGAGUGUCAGGACAAAACAAAAUGGUGCAACUGUGAUUCUGGCUUAGACACUUGGCUGGAAGAUGGAGGAGAUAUAACGGAGAAGGAACAUUUGCCUGUUCGUCAGGUCAGGUUUGGGGACACUGGAAGUCCAUUGGACGAGAAAGCUGGGAAAUACAGACUCGGACCCCUACUCUGUGAAGGAGAUGAUUUGUUCAACAACGUCGUCACUUUCCGUAUCACUGAUGCUACGAUCGACCUGCCGACCUUUGACAUGGGACAUAAUGGAGACAUUUACUUUGAGUUCAGAACAACAGUUCAAAAUGCAGUCAUUCUUCACAGUAAGGGUCCAACUGACUUCAUCAAAGUCUCGAUAUUAGGUGGAGACACUCUUCAGUUCACAUAUCAAGCCGGCAGUGGUCCCCUGGGAGUAAGUGUGGAGACGUCCCACAAACUUGCCGACAACAACUGGCAUUCUGUGUCCAUCGAGAGGAACAGGAAAGAAGCUCGUAUUGUAUUGGACGGAGCUCUCAAGGCAGAAGUAAGGGAACCCCCAGGUCCUGUGCGAGCUCUUCAUUUGGACUCGCCGUUAGUUCUAGGAGCCACAACAGACUACAGAGAUGGCUUCACAGGCUGUAUCAGAGCUCUGCUUCUCAACGGCCGACACGUGGACCUCAUGUCAUACGCCAAGAAGGGACUGUAUGGAGUGAUGCCUGGAUGUGUGGGAAAGUGUGAGUCUAAUCCUUGUCUCAACAACGGAACAUGUCACGAGAAGUACGAUGGGUAUUGGUGCGACUGCCGAUGGACUGCAUUCAAGGGGCCGAUCUGUGCUGAUGAAAUCGGAGUUAACAUGCGUCCCAGUUCCAUCAUCAAAUACGACUUCAUGGGAAGUUGGAGAUCAACUAUUGCAGAGAACAUUCGUGUCGGGUUUACCACAACCAACCCCAAGGGCUUCCUUCUGGGCUUCUUCUCCAACAUCACUGGAGAGUAUUUGACCAUCAUGAUAUCCAACAGCGGCCAUUUGAGGGUUGUGUUUGACUUUGGUUUCGAACGUCAAGAGCUGAUUUUCCCCAAUAAACAUUUCGGUCUGGGACAGUAUCACGAUGUGAGAAUAUCCAGGAAGAAUUCUGGGGCUACAUUGCUGAUGCAGGUGGACAGCUACGAGCCGAAAGAGUUCCACUUCAACAUCAAAGCAUCGGCAGACGCUCAGUUCAACAAUAUUCAGACAAUGUACAUCGGCCGCAACGAGAGUAUGACUGAGGGAUUUACAGGAUGUAUCUCACGAGUGGAGUUCGACGACAUUUAUCCUCUCAAACUGCUGUUCCAGGAAGAUGGGCCUCCUAAUGUCCGUUCCCUUGGAUCCCCUCUAACGGAAGAUUUCUGUGGUGUGGAACCUGUUACACAUCCCCCUGAUAUGAAGGAAACUCGACCUCCUCCAACCAUUGACCAGGACAAACUAGAGGCAGCGUACAACCGCACCAACUCUGCCAUCCUGGGUGGAGUGUUAGCCAUCAUAUUCCUCGCUCUGGUGAUCAUCCUGAUCCUGAUAGGCAGAUAUGUGGCUCGACACAAGGGAGAGUACUUGACGCAGGAAGACAAAGGAGCCGAGAGUGCCAUGGACCCGGACAGCGCUGUUGUACAUUCAGCCACCGGACAUCAGGUGCAGAAGAGAAGAGAAUGGUUCAUUUGAUAACCACGAUCGCUAGCCUACUCAACACUGCGUUCCUUGUUGAAACGUCAACAUUUUAUUUUUAUACGCAAUAACUGGUGUUUGUUCUAUGCUAGUGCUAUGUUGGUGUAAGUGUGACAGUAUUGAAUGAUCUGUGCAGUCUUUCAGACUAUUUCGUUGAAUAUUCGGUAGGGAGAGAUCUUUUGAAAGUAAUAUUGCCAUUGGCAGCUAGGAUCAUUUGUAGUAAUUUUAUUUAUUUGACUACGUAAUUUUAACAAUUUUAACUUUAUGUUAUGUUCCGUCUAUUGAGUCUAGAACCUAUAGGUAAUUUGUCCUCCUCGAAUUUUACUGGUUGUGUUAUAUUUUAUUUUUGACAAAAAGUCAUUUAAUACAUGCAACUUUUAUUUUCAAAAUAUUUAUUAUUUUAGUUUUAAAACAGGAAUUAUUUAUUUAUGAUUCUAAGAGUAGUAAGAUGAGUGGUAAAAUACGUUUUAAUGUCUUCUUUCUCCAGUUAAUAGUUUUUUAUCCCUGUAUAUAAACACUCGUUAUAAAUUUCAUCAAUUUUACUGGUUUAUUCCUACUAGUUUUUUUUCUAACCUCUUUAAAACCCCGUUCACACGGGGCGAGUUUACAAGCUACACGCCGGCUUUUUUACACGCAGCUAGUAAAAUAGCUCAGUGUGAACGACGUACUCGCUCAAAAGCUGCUUGUAAAAAAGCUCUGGAAAAAGUUGACGCUGCCGCUACUUUACACGCCAACUCGCCAGCUUUUGAGCGAGUGGGCGUGUAAAGUAGCCCAGUGUGGACACAGUUGCUUGUGCUUGUGCGCUUGUUACUCAAAGAUGUUGGAGGAUUUGGUUCAAGCCAGCUACUCAGCGAGUGGAAAAAGCAUUGUGUGAACGACUACAAGCGCACUCGCCGGCGUCUUUCUACACGUCUGCGAGUUGGCAAGUGGACAAGCUCCGUGUGAACGAAUACAAGCACACUCGCCAACUCGCCGGCUUCUUACACGCUGGCGUGUAGCUUGUAAACUCGCCCCGUGUGAACGGGCCUUAAAACCUUUUAAAUAAUGGCACAUAAUCUCAUAUCUUAAAUUGCUUGGACAAAUUUGUACUGUGAUUCUUUUCUGUAUUUUUACUGAAAGGUUGCACAGUUGAAAGAUCAGAUGAACUUUUUUGUCUUCCUUGAAUAAUUUGUUAACGUUUCAAAAUGGAACUUACCUCAAGCUUCCGUUACAAAGCUGGCCUUCGACAUGACUGAACUUCUGCUACCAAAGUUGAUAAGUCAAGAAUUCACUACUUCCCCAGCGUAGAGAGUUAAAAAUAGAAAUAGAAAAAUCUCCACUAGUAAACUAGAAAAUUAAAUUUAUCACACUCACAUUUAAAAAAUACCGAUUUGAAUCUCAGUUAUUUCAGAACACAUCACUAUGGUUCCCUCAAAGAAUUUAACUUUUUCAGGUACUUAGUUAUGUACUCGAUCAAUUUACAAUUUCAAAGUGAUUUUAUGUAUUAUGUUCGUAUGCGUUAAAAAAAUAGUUUAUUUUAUUUUGUUAUUAGAUUUAUUUUAUUCUAUUACUAGGUAUUGAAAAUACCCUUGAUAUUUAUAACUUAAGAUCUUAAAAUUGAUAUUUUAAGCACAUAAUUGCGCUUUCAUACACUGUAAAUCUUACUAGUUGAUAGGCAUACCGAUGUAUAUACAAUUUAAACAAUUUCUAUGUUAUCAUUCCACUCUAAUAAUUUAGUUGUCUUAAUUUACUUAAUAUUGAUCCAACAGCACCAGGGUUAGUCGAUAUCAUGGUUAAAAUAAACCAAACUAGUACUUUCCUGUUCUCGUAAAAUACUGUCAAUUUUGGAAAUCUACUUUGUACAAUUUUGUAUUUAGAACUUGAGUUUUGCAUUUUUAUACACUUGAGAGAUUUGUACAAGGUUAGUUGAGCUGUCGGUCAAAUCUGUUUACAAACGUGAAUUUGUAUACCUUUUUCUUAGCACUUACUUUAGUUAGGUUAAUUUUUAGAUUAUUGACUUGCGGCUGCAAUAAUAUAACAAUGUAACAGUAUUGAUCAAAACGUCCAUUUUUAUUUUUACAUGUGCAUGUGAAUUUUUAUAUAUUUUAUGUACAUUUGUUGUUUUUAAUUAUGUAUAUUUUCGUACUUUGUAGUAUUGAUUUGCAUUCUAGCUGAGUUUUAACAGUUUAUUUAUUGAUCAAGCAAUAUGUUCUCGUGUUUUGUUGUACUAAAUUUAUUUUGUGCGUCACAAUGCGAGAUGGAAGCAAGUUUGUCUAGGAUGGUGUUGACUUUUGUACAAUAAACAAUGUUGAAG
Macrosteles quadrilineatus (aster leafhopper) is the source of this 5131-nucleotide messenger RNA. It is a transcript of the gene Nrx-IV, whose product is annotated as neurexin-4. Lineage: Eukaryota; Metazoa; Arthropoda; Insecta; Hemiptera; Cicadellidae. The coding region runs from base 1 to 2835 and encodes 944 amino acids. The transcript is spliced from 20 exons. The record is from RefSeq and is a predicted model, not a curated record.